AUCACAUUGAAAACUGAAAUGUGGCUUUAUUUAUUUUUGGCUUCCAACUCUACAAGGCAUGUAUGAACCAAAUAUUGGCACACGUGUCCGCAACCUCUAUUUCGAGAGUUUUAUUAUUUGUUUGCAUGAACUCCUCCAAAUCCACUCUCAAGUCUCCAAAUCCCCCAAACCCUUCUUUCAGACCCAGGAAAAUAAUAGAAGAAAUAAAAAUGAGAUGGGAAAAGGUCCCGCUUUAUCAACAAGAAGUUGGAGGUAUCGGAGAAGCAUGUUCAGGGCCAGGCAAAAGAUGGGGACACACAUGUAACUCUAUUAAAGGAGGCAGAUUUCUCUAUGUUUUUGGUGGUUAUGGCAAGGAUUACUGCCAAACCAAUCAAGUUCAUGUCUUUGACACUGCUAAGCAAACAUGGAGCCAACCUGUAACGAAGGGCACACCGCCUUCUGCAAGAGACAGCCAUAGUUGUACCACUAUUGGUGACAAUCUAUUUGUUUUUGGUGGUACUGAUGGUGUGAAACCUCUCAAGGAUCUACAUAUAUUAGAAACCUGCACAAACACAUGGAUUUGUCCAAGUGUAAGAGGUGAAGGGCCAGAGGAACGUGAGGGUCACGGUGCAGCUGUUGUUGGCAAACGACUCUUCAUAUUUGGUGGCUGUGGGAAAUCUUCAGAUAACAAUGAUGAAGUAUAUUACAACAAUCUUUAUAUUUUAAAUACAGAGACCUUUGUCUGGAAACUUGCGGCAAUAUCAGGAAACCCCCCAUCUGCCCGCGAUAGCCAUACUUGCUCAUCUUGGAAGAAUAAAAUUAUUGUAAUUGGCGGCGAAGAUGCGCAUGAUUACUAUUUGUCUGAUGUCCAUAUCUUUGAUGCAGAUACUCUUGCAUGGAAAGAGUUGAAUACCUUAGGCCAGAUAUUGCCACCUCGUGCUGGUCACUCCACUGUUGGUUUCGGCAAGAACUUAUUUGUUUUUGGGGGAUUUUCUUAUGCUCAAAAUCUUUAUGAUGAUCUCUACAUGCUUGAUGUUGAAACUGGCUUGUGGACCAAGGAGAUUACUAUGGGUGAUGGCCCUUCAGCUAGAUUUUCUGUUUCUGGGGAUUGUUUGGAUCCCCUAAAGGGCGGUGUUCUUAUAUUCAUUGGUGGCUGCAAUAAGACUCUCGAGGCACUGGAUGACAUGUAUUACUUGUACACAGGACUUGUUGUAAAGGAUGAAAGGAAGUUAGAGAAAUUAUCCUUGAGAAAGCAGUUGAAGUUAAAGUGCCAACAAGAAAAUCUUAGUAAUCUUGUACGUGAUAAAGCUUUUGUUAGUAUUGAAGCUGACAAUGAUGUGCACCACCAACCCAUAUCUUUGUUUAGCUGUGGCCAAGCAAGAAGAGAUAGUUUUCCAUCAAACGAAGUUCUACUUCAGGGGAAGAAGAUAUUUCACGCUAAUGUUACAGAGAGCUUCCCACAUGGAUAUACCAUCGAGACUAUUAUAGAUGGGACGCAUCUUCGAGGAAUACUGUUUUCAAACAAACCCAACUCUAUCGGUGUAGCCAAUUAUAAUCUCUGUAGAAAAAGGACUUCCAUGGAAAGUGGGGAUUCUGUAUUUGGUGAUUGCAAUAGCAAUAGUAAAUCAAAAUCUUCAAGAAGCAUGAUGCAGGAUUAUGGAGAUUGUAAGCAAGGUGAUGUUCAUGAGAAGGAUUGUUCAUUGCAUGAGGCGGAAGCUCCUGCUCCGAGUUCAAGGAAUCCUGCAUCUUAUGAUCUAUCAAUCCGCAAGGACCUUGCAAAGCAAGAAUCAUCCGUAGCUCAUCUCAACUUAACUGAUGAUAAGGCCAACGAUGCACCAAACUCUGGCAGUGAAGUUCUGAAAGGCAUUGGAUCUGUGAGGACAGAUUUCUCCGUUGCCUUAUCUCCAAGAAGAUGAGUAGAGAGCAGACACCUUGGAGUGCAACAAACCCAAAAUAUCAUUACAAACAGUGAAUUAAUCUUUAGACACCCCCCUCUGGAAGCCAUAUAUGCAUUUAUUGCCUCAACUUGGCCACAGAUGUGCAUAUGGCUCAAUCUAUUUAGGUUGCAUACUAACUGGUGAUCAGUGCCCCAUUAAUUCCCUUCUGUUAUGCUUUGUAACAAGGAAUACCCCCGUUUUAUACGAAUUCUUACAUGCAUGAAACUAGUUUUGUUUAGAAGUGUUAAUAGGAGGAUGAUCUACUGGCUUAAAACUGAGCUUGUUUUUGCAACGAGGAAAAGUAAGGUUGCAGAGGAAGACUGCAUUACACCACCUGCGGAUUGUUUUUGGAUUUAGUUAUGUAGAAAUCUUGCUGUUCUGUUUGCAAUGUACGGAGCAGAGAAUGGCGGUACUAUUUUGAUGUAUGCAUUGCAAAGCCUUGGGGAAAAUUUUGACCAAAAUUGUUGGACUGUUUAAAAUACAUUUUUGAGAAUUUUCAACAGCACAUCAUGAAGAAUAUCAAGUUAAGGAUGGAUAUUUUGAAGUC
Molecule: messenger RNA, 2463 nt
Organism: Gossypium raimondii (Peruvian cotton)
Lineage: Eukaryota; Viridiplantae; Streptophyta; Magnoliopsida; Malvales; Malvaceae
Exons: 12
Coding region: 63-1895 (610 amino acids)
Molecular function (GO): protein binding
Source: RefSeq, a predicted model, not a curated record